Molecule: messenger RNA, 1210 nt
Organism: Clarias gariepinus (North African catfish)
Lineage: Eukaryota; Metazoa; Chordata; Actinopteri; Siluriformes; Clariidae
Exons: 3
Coding region: 502-978 (158 amino acids)
Biological process (GO): protein ubiquitination; modification-dependent protein catabolic process
Cellular component (GO): cytoplasm; nucleus
Molecular function (GO): ubiquitin protein ligase binding; protein tag activity
Source: RefSeq, a predicted model, not a curated record
CAGACUGGUUGAAAACUUCUGGGUGGUAAUAAACCGUGGCGUAAAACCAACUGUGUGCCACCCUCCCAAAAAAACAAAAUACAAAUAAACAUACCCACCCUCCCUCUGUUUCAGGGAAGUGGCAACCCUAAAUUAGUUUCUGUUUUACAUGCUGUGUGUUUUCACAACCAGUCACCUUAGAGCAAAGUGUUAACUGUUAACAUUGUUGUGAUUAGUAUUAUGAUUGUGUGAUUGUGUUUGUGUUUCUCUUCAGGUUCCACAGUUUCCCACAUGGGAGCCAGUAGCUGAGAGCCAGCUUCCUCCUUCUACUAAAGUCUCUGUAGACCUUGUGGACAAGUUGGAGAGACUCGCUCUUGUGUCUGGAGAAAGUAAUUCGGUUCGCCGAUCAGCUCCAUGUGGUCGAUACAGAAGGUGUGGAACCGAUGGAUUCUGGAGGACAUGUAAGGGCGAAACCCAACAAAUUAUUUUGAUUGACAUGUAUGCAGUCAUUAAGAAGUGUAUAUGAUGGAGCUCAUCAUCAAAGUCCUGAGUGGAGAUACGCGGUCUGUGCACGUGAACCCGAGUGAUACCAUUGGUGAACUCAAGCAACAAAUCGCCCCGCUCUUUAAUGCAACACCUUCACAGCUGAGGCUUUCCAUAUCCAAUGGACAAAACCUGCAGCUCGACUGUGAUCAGAAGACGGUGAGAGAUUACGGCCUGAGCUCAGGAUCCACCGUGAUGCUGCUGAUCUUCGCGACACCUCCGCCGUUUCAGGUGUUCGUGAAGAACGAGAAGGGGCAGACGAGAACAUACGAUGUCACUGAUGAUGAAACCGUCGAUCAGUUGAUGAGGAAGAUCAGAUCAGAAGAGAGAACACCAAUCGACCAGCAGCGGCUGAUCUACAAUGGCCGACAGCUUGAGUCUGGAAAGAGGCUGCAGGAUUACAACAUUGUUACUGGAAGCACUAUUUACAUGACCCUCCGUCUGCGUGUAGGCUAAUGCGACAGAAACACAUGGAGAUUAUUUUAGACUUAUAUAUAUACUUUAACAUUUAGUACUUUUGAAAUAAUUUAUUAGCACAAGAAGCUUAAAUAAGUUAACAUUUAAACAUAUAAUGUAAUAUCACAUAAAAAUUAUUAAAUUUAUUUAUUUAUUUAAUUGAAAAAUUGUUAUGAUUUACUUUGUGAUGGUUCGUAAAAAUAUUAAAUUAUACUUUUAAUAAAUAAUUAUA